AUGGUCCGUCGCCUCCCGCACCGCAACAACACGGCCUCUCCCUCCAAGCUCCCGCAUGCCGAGGCUCAUGUCUGCCCCGCGCGACGGCUCGCGUCAGACCUCGAUCGUGCCGCAAGUGCGGCUGCUACCCGAGACAAGACGCUGCUUGCCGACCAGGCUCUCGAGCUUGAUCAUUCCUCCUCCGGCGGCCACAGGCUCGGAGUCAAUGGCCUCGCUGUCGAUCCCGACAAUGCCAUCCUCUACUCGGGAGGGCGAGAUGGAGUAGUCUGCGCUUGGGACCUCAACUGCGAGUCCGACGACAGCAAGCCAGAUGCGAAGCCAAAAGCGACAACAAAGUUCCGUGCCUCGGCGCAAGCGCACACCCACUGGGUCAAUGAUAUCGUCCUCGCUGCCAAUAGCUCGACCCUCGUGUCAGCCUCGUCGGACCUGACGGUCAAAGCCUGGCGGCCAUCCUCUGGAGACGCAGAGGCGCAUACCCUUGGCGAGCAUGCCGACUACGUCAAGUGUGUCGCCACGCCAAGAGGCGGCGAUUGGGUCGCGUCAGGAGGCCUGGACCGCAAAAUCUACCUGUGGGAUCUGAACGGCAAGGGAAAGUCCCUGGAAAUCGACGUCAGUGGCGAGGACAUCGCAGAGAAGGGCUCCGUCUAUGCUCUUAGCGCCGGUCGGAGCAUAAUGGCAAGUGGCGGUCCAGAAUCUAUAGUCCGUCUCUGGGAUCCUCGGACUGGCAAGAGCGUCACAAAGUUCCUCGGCCAUACCGACAACAUCCGUGCCAUCCUGAUGAACGAGGCUGGCGAUACUGUCAUGACAGCCAGCUCAGACCAGACGGUGAAAGUCUGGAGUGUCACCGCAGGUCGGUGCAUGCACACAUUGACCAUGCACAAUGACAGCGUCUGGGCCAUGUUCUCAGAGGAUCCUACACUGAGCGUCUUCUACAGUGCAGACCGAUCCGGCCUGAUUGUAAAGACGGAUGUUCGUGGUUCGGAAGAGAUGGACGAGGGUCUAUCUGUCGCCAUUGCGCAGGAGCACUAUGGUGUUGGCAAGGUCGUCGCCACACAGGACUACAUUUGGAGCUCGACGUCAAGCUCGUCCAUCAACCGAUGGGCCAACAUCAAUACCGGUCCAGAUGCUCAAUUGCCAGAAGCAUUUAGCCGCCUGCGUUCAAGCAGCAUUGCCUCAAGGCAGACACAUGAGUCCGCGACCACAGUCAACGGUUCGAGCAAAGGUGAAAUCCCAGCAAAGGCAAUCCUGCGAAUCUCGAACACUGCCAAGUUUCCUACAAUUCUUUCGAAUGCGUCCGAGUCAAACCUGGCGGCUUCCUCCGCACUCAGCAGGAAAGGAUCCGAGCUGGUCACAGACUCUGGAUCUGCCGUGGUGGAACCUAUCCAUCACUUGCCAGAAGAAACCAUUGAAGGCCAGAACGGUCUUGUCAAGCACAGACUUCUGAGCGAUCGACGACGUGUUUUAACUCUUGAUACUGCUGGCGAUGUCCUGCUGUGGGACCUGAUACGGUGCCAAGUCAUCCAGCGCUUCGGCAAGAGGCACCUGGAAGAUGUCGAACCGGAAGUGAACACUCUGGAAGCCGUUGCUCCAUGGUGUUCAAUUGACACGAGCUCUGGUAACCUCACAGUCGUGCUAGAACCAUUCAAUUGCUUUGAUGCAGAGAUGUACGCGGACGAGCUAAAACUGGAGGAGCCGAUUGAUUUCAGGGAAGACCAAAGGAUAAACUUGGGCCGGUGGAUUUUGCGGUACUUGUUUGCAAAGCUUAUUGAUGAGGUCAUCAAGAGAGACGAGGCGCACCGACAAAAGCUCAAUGAAGCCGUAGAGAAACGGCAAGCGGCAGCCAGACUCAACCCCCCAACGUCGAUCGUCCUUCCCACUGCGAACCCUCAAAGCUGGGAACAGGACAGCUCACCUGCAACACCACGGGCGAACGGCUUGGGGUUCGCGCAGACACCAGGCCUUGGCAUAGGCGUAGCGACGCCCGGUCCAAGAACUCUGCCAGGAGUUCCCGAGAACGCGGCGACCCCGGCAAGCCCAUCAGAAGUGAAGCGGUCAAUACAGUUGAGCCGGCCCUCAGGCGAGGACUACUUUGCUUCCUUCAACUCGGGAGACGCUGUGGGCAAAAUCGUCCCGACUACACCAGCUGCAACAGAGCAGGCGCCUGCAGCACCUACAACGCCUGCAGCUCCCGCCAAGGAAGAGACCCCGCAGUCGCCAGUCGACGGCAAGAAGGACAAUGGCAAAGGUGGUGCGUUUGGCAAGAAAUUCCGCAUGGGCAUGUCUUUUGGCACCAAAAAGCUUGGCCGCUCUGCCUCAAGCAGCGCAACCGAGAAGCCAGCCGUCGUUGAGGAGAAGCCCGAGGAGAACAAGUCCGAAUCAUCGUCGAACCACGAGAAGGAGGUUGAUGACAAUCUGCACGGAGUCAUCCAGAAAAUCCAGAACGAGUACGAGAAGCAGCUGCAGGAAAACCCCGAGAAGUUCGUCGAGACAGGCAUUCAUCCUAGCUUACCGAUCGACACACCGGUGUUGAAGCUGCCCUCAGGGACCAAGGUCAUCAUACAAGAAGAGACGUCUGGCGGCAUUGCUAAUCUAUACCGAGGCACGGUCGAGACGGUCGGUCUGGACGUGGAUAUCAUCGAGGAGAAAGCCCCAAUGUGGCUAGGAGACGUGCUACUGACUAACAUCAUUCCGCCGAAGGACCCUGUCAAGGUCUCCUUUGUCCUUCACCCGUGGCAGGACACGCUGCCCAGCCUCGCCACCGCGGACGGCAACAACCGACUCAACGCGAACCGCAUGCUGCGCGUGCGCAAGAUCCUGGCUUACGUCGCUGAGCGCAUCGAUCCAGACUACGAUGAGAACAAUGCCGAUGCUCUCAAGCCCGAGGAGUACCUUGAGCUGUACUGUAAUGAGCAGUUGCUCCCUAACACUAUGAGCCUGGCAACUCUGCGUGCACACAUCUGGAAAGGCGGUAACGACGUGGUGCUGCACUACAAGGCCAAUGGCCGUAAGGAGCUACCCAAGGAACUCCCUCAGCCUGCCCUACCACAAACAACCGACGCCGAGGGUGGCGAAGGGGCAGCAGGAGACGUGACAGAGGAUGGAGAGGACGUAGGCAUAGGUGCAACGGCCCCUGGUCAACCAACGGCGGCGGGUAGUACCCCAGUGCCUGUCGCGGCGACGUAG
Messenger RNA from Microdochium trichocladiopsis, 3183 nucleotides. RefSeq lists its product as uncharacterized. The record is from RefSeq and is a predicted model, not a curated record. Gene Ontology annotation, molecular function: ubiquitin binding. NCBI's taxonomy places the organism in Eukaryota, Fungi, Ascomycota, Sordariomycetes, Xylariales, Microdochiaceae. Bases 1 to 3183 code for a protein of 1060 amino acids. Gene Ontology annotation, biological process: double-strand break repair via homologous recombination; protein deubiquitination. The transcript is spliced from 7 exons.